Molecule: messenger RNA, 948 nt
Organism: Physeter macrocephalus (sperm whale)
Lineage: Eukaryota; Metazoa; Chordata; Mammalia; Artiodactyla; Physeteridae
Gene: CSNK2B
Product: casein kinase 2 beta
Exons: 7
Coding region: 160-807 (215 amino acids)
Cellular component (GO): protein kinase CK2 complex; cytoplasm
Molecular function (GO): protein kinase regulator activity
Source: RefSeq, a predicted model, not a curated record
CCACCCUCCCCAAUUUCCACUCCCCCCCCACCCCACUUCGCGUACCGCGGUCGGGUCCGCGCCCUGCGUUGCGGCGGUCCCCGCGGUUCCUUGGAAGCAGAAACUCCCCUUCCCCCCCCGUCCCCCGGUCCCAGUCCCCGUCCAGUCGCUGACGUGAAGAUGAGCAGCUCAGAGGAGGUGUCCUGGAUUUCCUGGUUCUGUGGGCUUCGUGGCAAUGAAUUCUUCUGUGAAGUGGAUGAAGAUUAUAUCCAGGACAAAUUCAAUCUCACUGGACUCAAUGAGCAGGUGCCUCACUAUCGACAAGCUUUAGACAUGAUCUUGGACCUGGAGCCUGAUGAAGAGCUGGAAGACAACCCCAACCAGAGUGACCUGAUUGAGCAGGCAGCUGAAAUGCUCUAUGGAUUGAUCCACGCCCGCUAUAUCCUCACCAACCGUGGCAUCGCCCAGAUGUUGGAAAAGUACCAGCAGGGAGACUUUGGUUACUGUCCCCGUGUGUACUGUGAGAACCAGCCAAUGCUUCCCAUCGGCCUUUCGGACAUCCCAGGUGAGGCCAUGGUGAAGCUCUACUGCCCCAAGUGCAUGGACGUGUACACACCCAAGUCAUCGAGGCACCACCACACGGAUGGCGCCUACUUCGGCACCGGUUUCCCUCACAUGCUCUUCAUGGUGCACCCUGAGUACCGGCCCAAGAGGCCCGCCAACCAGUUUGUGCCCAGGCUCUACGGUUUCAAGAUCCAUCCGAUGGCCUACCAGCUGCAGCUCCAAGCGGCCAGCAACUUCAAGAGUCCAGUCAAGACGAUUCGCUGAUUCCCCACCCCACCUGUCCCCAGUCUUUUGACACUUUCAUUCCUUUGCUGCCACCCUUUCAGGAACCCUCUGUGGUUUUUAGUUUAAAUUAAAGGAGUCAUUAUUGUGGUGGGAAUAUGAAAUAAAGUGGAAGAAAAGGCC